AACCGUUCCACAGAGACUCAGGAUCAAAGGGGAGCGCAUAUUUUGAGCGGGCGCUGCGUGGUGAGCUUCUUUCUCUCAUUCAGCAGCAAGUUACUGGUACGAGACUUUGGCUCUUUGCCAAUCGUUCAUUCCGUUGGCAUCACACGCAAGGGCGGAGUGAGCUAAGGGUUGUUCUGAGGUUCAGCUGCUGACAUGACAAAGCUGUGACGGUGAACAAGAUCCAAUUUGUGCGACAUGGCUGCUGCUAAGAAGAGUUGUGCAAAGGCUGAAGGCGUGCACUUCACAGAGAAACCACCCUCUGCCGGAGCCGCUUCCCACGUUCAUUUUGAUGAAAAGCUUCAUGAGUCUGUCGUUAUGGUGACUCAGGAGGCGGUCGGCAAAUUCAUGGUCAAGGUUGGCUUCCUGAAGACGCAGCAUCGUUAUGAAAUAGUGUUCACCCUGCCGGAGGUCCCGGGUCUGGAGAAAGACGUGCGUGCAGCUCCAAUACCCAGUCCACACCUCCGGCUCAACAGCAUCAGGCCGGCUCCGGGGGGAGGCCUAGAGAUCACCUGUGAGUACCUGGCGCUGCAGGAGGGAGUCAUGUGUGAGGAGGUGAAGCUGCUGAGCGAAACCAAUGACCAGGUUUCUGUCAGAGUCACCGUUCACGCUCGAGUCAUGGACCGCCACCACGGCACUCCCAUGCUGCUGAAUGGAGUUCGCUGCAUUGGCAUGGAGCUGGAAUACGACUCCGAGCAGAGCGACUGGCAAGGAUUCGACUAGAUCCCAUACUUCCUUACAGCUUUAGGAAACAUCUAUUGAAGGAAAAAAAUGCAUCCACUCUGGUUUACUGCAGCGCUUCAGUUCUAGUGAUUCUGGCCGUGGUGCUUAUCAGCAGAAAUAGAAACCGUCUCCAUCCAGAGAGCUUUUCUACAGGAAACAUUCCUCUGCUGCAGCGAUAUAAUAUACCUUGUCACUGUUGUCCGGUCUCUGUUCUAAUCUGUGUUUUCCUGACUGAGCCUCUAGAGGGCAGCAUCUCUCUGUUAAUCAGCUCAGACCCACAUCUUUCUUCAACAUGAAGUUGGGCUGUUUGAUGGAAAAAAUUAAGCUUCAUAUUAGUCUAAAGAACGAUUCUGCACACUUCAGGGGAAUGAAGUAGCAACACUGAUCGUGUUUUGCUUCUGUUUAACCAAUGAAGACUCAUCUGUGUGUGAUACUGCUCCAAUCUGACUGCAUCAUGUGACCUGGACUCCCUAAACUAGUCUGUAAUUUUAGUGUUUUAUCAGUAAAUUAGUUCUAUAAGAUGAUAUUUGUGUACUCAGCUGUAUUAUUUCUCAUAAAAAUAGAAAUACCAUACAAUCAAAUAUAACAAAGUGUUGCACCACUACUUGGACAAUGUUUUUUUUUUAAUUAAUGGUUAAAAAACAUCCACUGCUUCUGUUUAGCUGUGAUAAUUCCUGUUGUUUUUUGGUUAUUUAGAUUAGCAUUUUCCCACCUGAUCUUGUGUUUUUCUGUUUUGAUCACACUCUUAAAGAAAGGAAAUGUUGAAUUUACUCAACCAAGUUAUGUCAACUGGUUUCACUAAACCUAGUUAUCUAAAUGUAUGGAGUAAUAUACAUUUAACAUAUAGCAAUGCAUAUUAUUCUUUACAUUAAAGUAACUAAGUACCACUUGAUGAAACUUAGGUAAAUUCAACAUUCCCUUUUAUAGAGUGCACUCAAAAUUGCAUUUAAUUCUUUCACAAUGACAACAAUUUUCUUUUCUUUUCUAGAGCUUCCUCUAGCAACCCUCUAAAUGACACAAGUGCCUUCCAUCCCAUCCGGUUCCUUUUAUUCAUGACAAUACUCUGUUUUAACCCCCACAAGGGAUUUUUGGUCAGUCUGCAUUUAUGAAAGGGUUAAUCAAACAUGUUUGAGUCAAAAGGAGUUUCAAUUUGAAGCUUUCAAUUAUUAAACUUCCAUCUUUAACAUGUCAUUAACCAUGUGCCAAUUAUAUCAUUUCAUCGUGUACUCCUUAUGUGUCAGAUGUUUUUUAUUGUAGUUUUCUGAAUGUAGCCAGCCUCGUUUCCAACACCGAGCUAGUUGAUGGUGCAGAACAGCAGAUUUAUUCAAUGUUUUUCCUGUUUUUAGCAUCAAAAUGAGACGCUUGAUAGUUUUUCUUGAAUUUAGUCAUUUUUGAUCUGACCUGCUCCCCCUGGAUGUCAUUUGUACUUUUAUGUAAAAAAAAAAAAAAAAGUAAAUAAACUAGUGCGUUGAAUUGA
Messenger RNA from Nothobranchius furzeri (turquoise killifish), 2236 nucleotides. RefSeq names its product adipose secreted signaling protein (gene adisspb). NCBI's taxonomy places the organism in Eukaryota, Metazoa, Chordata, Actinopteri, Cyprinodontiformes, Nothobranchiidae. The record is from RefSeq and is a predicted model, not a curated record.